GUUCGGGCGGUCAUGCAUGUGCAGAGCCGGCGCCGGCCCGCGCCGCGGUGGCGGUCCUGGACGCGGCCGGCCUACAGAUCGUCGCGUACAUGUGCGUGGCGGACGCGUGGCGCGCGCGGGCUGUGAGCAGGUGCUUCGUCCGCUUCUGCCAGGAGUGGCUCGCUGCGGCACGGCGCCACGGCGAGGCCCGCGCGGGCGCGGCCAGCGCCAUCGUGGUCAGGAGGGACACGUGCCACACGGCGCAGGCCGCCUCGCGGGCCUUCGCCGCCGCGCUGCUCGACGGGCGGGUCCUCGAGGCGCGC
This is a messenger RNA of Prorocentrum cordatum, 302 nucleotides long. Lineage: Eukaryota; Dinophyceae; Prorocentrales; Prorocentraceae. The record is from the annotation of a GenBank genome assembly.